AUGGAUAAUAUAAAUAAUUUAAUCAUGAAUCAUAUCGAUAACCGAGCUCUUACAUCAGAACCAAUUUGUUAUAUUUGGGAGAUGAAUAGGCUUAAUUCGCUAAAAAAUUGGCCAAUGAUUAAACCUAGUGCAAAGGAAAUGGCCGAAGCAGGUUUUUAUUGCUCAAACCAGGAUACACCCGAUACGGUUAAAUGCUUUUCAUGUUUCAUCGAAUUGGAUGGUUGGGAACAGACUGACCAGCCUUGGGAAGAACACAGGAACCGAAACUUGUCAUCCAAACCUCCAUGUAAAUUUGUUGAAAUAGGUAAGAAGGAAUCAGAUUUUACAGUAAAAGAUUUCUUAGAUAUUCAAAAGGCUGUGAUACUACGCAUGUUUAAUAAAAAAAAAGAAACAAUUACUAAAACAGCACUAUCUAAUCACAAAAAGAAAAAAUCAGCACUGAAGAAAGAACUAAAAAAAAUGGGAUUUUCUUAA
Molecule: messenger RNA, 474 nt
Organism: Macrosiphum euphorbiae (potato aphid)
Lineage: Eukaryota; Metazoa; Arthropoda; Insecta; Hemiptera; Aphididae
Source: the annotation of a GenBank genome assembly